Suncus etruscus (white-toothed pygmy shrew) is the source of this 2654-nucleotide messenger RNA. It is a transcript of the gene PREP, whose product is annotated as prolyl endopeptidase. The transcript is spliced from 15 exons. NCBI's taxonomy places the organism in Eukaryota, Metazoa, Chordata, Mammalia, Eulipotyphla, Soricidae. The coding region runs from base 130 to 2265 and encodes 711 amino acids. Gene Ontology annotation, molecular function: oligopeptidase activity; serine-type endopeptidase activity. The record is from RefSeq and is a predicted model, not a curated record. Gene Ontology annotation, cellular component: cytosol. Gene Ontology annotation, biological process: proteolysis.
UGCGCGCAUCCCAGCCGCGUCCUGCUGGCUCUGCUCUGCCGGGCUCGCUCGCCCCUUUCUGGCUUUCUCUCUCUCUGCUCCCGGAGCCUGCGCCCCGCACGCCGCCCCUCCUGGCCUGCCCGCCCAGCCAUGCUGUCCUCCUUCCAGUACCCCGACGUGUACCGCGACGAGAGCUCCGUACAGGAUUACCAUGGACAUAAAAUCUCUGACCCUUAUGUGUGGCUUGAAGACCCUGACAGUGAGCAGACAAAGGCUUUCGUGGAGGCCCAGAACAAGAUUACUGUGCCAUUUCUUGAGCAGUGUCCUAUCAGAGGUUUAUAUAAAGAGAGAAUGACUGAGCUCUAUGACUACCCCAAGUACAGUUGCCAUUUCAAGAAAGGAAAGCGGUAUUUUUAUUUUUAUAACACAGGUUUGCAGAAUCAACGAGUACUUUAUGUACAGGAUUCCUUAGAGGGGGAAGCCCGAGUGUUCCUAGACCCCAACACGCUCUCUGAUGAUGGCACAGUGGCACUGCGAGGCUAUGCUUUCAGUGAAGAUGGUGAAUAUUUUGCUUAUGGUCUAAGUGCCAGUGGCUCAGACUGGGUGACAAUCAAGUUCAUGAAAGUUGAAGGUGCCAAAGAGCUUCCAGAUGUGCUUGAAAGAGUCAAGUUCAGCUGUAUGGCCUGGACCCAUGAUGGGAAGGGAAUGUUCUACAACUCCUAUCCGCAACAGGAUGGGAAAAGUGAUGGCACAGAGACAUCUACCAAUCUCCACCAAAAACUCUGCUACCAUGUCUUGGGGACUGAUCAGUCAGAAGAUGUUUUGUGUGCCGAAUUUCCUGAUGAGCCUAAAUGGAUGGGUGGAGCUGAGUUAUCUGAUGAUGGUCGCUAUGUCUUGUUAUCAAUACGAGAGGGAUGUGAUCCAGUAAACCGACUCUGGUAUUGUGACCUACAGCAGGAGUCCAAUGGCAUCACCGGAAUCCUGAAGUGGGUCAAACUGAUUGACAACUUUGAGGGAGAAUAUGACUACGUGACCAACGAGGGGACCGUUUUCACUUUCAAGACCAAUCGUCACUCUCCCAACUAUCGCCUCAUCAACAUCGACUUCACGGACCCUGAGGAGUCCAAAUGGAAAGUGUUGGUUCCUGAGCAUGAGAAAGAUGUCUUAGAAUGGGUGGCGUGUGUCAGGUCCAAUUUUCUGGUGCUGUGCUACCUCCAUGACGUGAAGAACACGCUGCAGCUGCACGACCUGGCCAACGGUGCUCUCCUCAAGUCCUUCCCGCUCGAAGUGGGCAGUGUUGUGGGCUACAGUGGACAGAAGAAGGAUACCGAGAUCUUCUAUCAGUUCACUUCCUUCUUAUCUCCAGGUAUCAUUUAUCACUGUGAUCUUACCAAAGAGGAACUGGAGCCAAGAGUCUUCCGAGAAGUGACUGUGAAAGGGAUCGAUGCUUCUGAUUACCAGACAGUUCAGAUAUUCUAUCCUAGCAAAGAUGGUACCAGGAUUCCAAUGUUCAUUGUGCAUAAAAAGGGCAUAAAAUUGGAUGGCUCUCACCCUGCUUUUCUAUAUGGCUAUGGGGGCUUCAACAUUUCCAUCACUCCCAACUACAGUGUGUCCAGGCUGAUUUUCGUGAGACACAUGGGAGGAGUCCUUGCUAUAGCCAACAUCAGAGGAGGCGGCGAGUAUGGGGAGACAUGGCACAAAGGUGGGAUCUUGGCCAACAAACAAAACUGCUUUGAUGACUUCCAGCGAGCUGCGGAAUAUCUCAUCAAGGAAGGGUAUACGUCUCCCAAGAGGCUGACUAUUAACGGGGGUUCCAAUGGAGGCCUCUUAGUGGCUGCUUGUGCAAAUCAGCGUCCUGAUCUCUUUGGUUGUGUUAUCGCCCAAGUUGGAGUAAUGGACAUGCUGAAGUUCCAUAAAUACACCAUCGGUCAUGCCUGGACCACUGAUUAUGGGUGCUCAGACAGCAAACAACACUUCGAAUGGCUUAUCAAAUACUCGCCACUACAUAACGUGAAGUUACCAGAUGCAGAUGAUGUCCAGUAUCCAUCCAUGCUGCUCCUCACCGCUGACCAUGACGACCGCGUGGUCCCCCUUCACUCCCUGAAGUUCAUUGCCACUCUUCAGUACAUUGUGGGCCGCAGCCGGAAGCAAAACAACCCCCUGCUGAUCCACGUGGACACCAAGGCGGGCCAUGGGGCUGGAAAGCCCACAGCCAAAGUCAUAGAAGAAGUGUCAGAUAUGUUUGCAUUCAUAGCCCGGUGCCUGAACAUUGACUGGAUUCCAUAAAAGGGAUUUCCCACUAACCGCCACAGAAAACUUCAAGGGCUUUCACCUCAUUAAAAACAAGAAACCAACCGGGCCACUGGUCCCCAUGUAAACACUUUUCCUGCAUUCACGGACUGCAGUUGACCAGAACUGCCGCAGGAAUUUUAUCUUUUCUAGGCUUCUUUAUAGUGAGCCCUUGGCGUUUUCUUUUUCCACCCUCUGCAGGCACAAUUUUAAAUAAAGGCAUGUUCAGAGAAAUAGCUAAAUGGCGACCAAUCCAUUGUUCAUAUUAUUAGAUUGCUGAAUUAAGAGUCCUAGUCAGACAUACUUCAUAUAUAGCACUUUGGUGAGAUUUGCUUCUAAACUAUAACCAGUAUAUCUUUAAAUGAACUUGAAAACUUCCCAUGAAA